Molecule: messenger RNA, 4329 nt
Organism: Monomorium pharaonis (pharaoh ant)
Lineage: Eukaryota; Metazoa; Arthropoda; Insecta; Hymenoptera; Formicidae
Product: phosphatidylcholine:ceramide cholinephosphotransferase 2
Exons: 7
Coding region: 3015-4268 (417 amino acids)
Biological process (GO): sphingomyelin biosynthetic process; ceramide biosynthetic process
Cellular component (GO): Golgi membrane; endoplasmic reticulum membrane
Molecular function (GO): sphingomyelin synthase activity; ceramide cholinephosphotransferase activity
Source: RefSeq, a predicted model, not a curated record
AGUAUGUAUAUGUAUAUUUCUCAGCUACGGUGGCAAGCGAACAGCCAGCCAGGCGAGAGUUCUCCUGUCCUUUGUUCUAGUCAUUUUUCUGUUCAAGUUCGGUGUGAGCAGCACACACACACACAUAAUAUAUAUAUAUAUGGUGUGUGGCGCGCGCGCGCGUGUGUGUGUGUAUUAUAUAGAAAGAGAGAAAGAGAGGGAGAGAGAGAAAGAGAGACAUGUAAUGACAAAAAGAGCUAUCAAGAUAAUCGAGAAACAGUCUCUUCAGAGGUUGAGGUUUCGCGCGUUUCCGUUUUCACCGCUUCCCAAAUAAGCAAUCGUAAUCACGUUUAGCGCAUCCUUGACUACUGUGCAGUGUGUCGAUUUCGUGUGUCGAUUUCCUCUCCCAGGAAAACUUUUGACUCGCAUUUUCUUUCUCUUCUUUUUUCCUUCUUUCGCGGCAAAGCAAGAAAGAGAAACAGUUGCUUCGUUUCAUUCAGUGUGCUCCGCUCCAAUUGAUCGAUAGUACAUACAGACUCGGAUAAUUAGGUCGCGCGCGACUAAUCGCAACUCGGAUAACGCGGAAUCGCAUCUAGAAGAAAAGAGGAAGAGCAGGACAAAACAAAAUUGGAGAUGGAGGAGGCAAAGAAGAAUCCUUAGGUGUAUGCGAUUUAUUUGUAUGCCUUGGGCCACGUCUACACACCUAUAUGAUGAAAUUGCAGUUGCUUGUUAUUGAGACGGACUACUGCUGGAGGAAAGCAUUGCUUAGUUACAUUAUGCGUUAUCCAAUCAUCACUCGAAGAAAGGAUCAGAUCGUAUAUCAUGGUCGCGUUUGUAUUUCCAGCCAGAGUAUUUGCGAGCAGCAUUAACGACAUUAAUGAUGUAUCCCAUCUGCUUUGAAUAAAACAAUACUUUUAUCGUUAAUUCUGUAUCAUUUUUCAUUGCUUUCAUUUCAUUUUAGAUCUCAUACUCUCGUAUUUCAUAAGAGCGUCCUUCAUUAAAAAUAUCUUUCACUAAUAUCUGUGAUGUCGACAAUAAUUUAGUGGCGUGAAAUCAUCAACAACUAAUAUAUUAUUUAUUCUUUUUUAUUAUCAUUCGUUAAAAAAAGUAAAGCAAACGAUUCGUUUCACUGAUAUCAGUACCCCGCAUAAAACGUCGGAUUGAAAAGAAUUAAAAAAUAUUGAUUUUUUGCAAAAAGCAGAUUUUAGAAGAUAUUUAAUUGAAUAUUCUGAGUUCUGAAUUGAAUUCUAUUCUUUGCAUUUAAUCACAAUAAGAGGCAUUCAAAUGAAUGCAAACGUCGCAUUAAAAAAGAUUUACUUAGCUGCUAAUUGCUAUCGGAUUCAAAGGUAAAUAAGAUUUUAUAGUUCUAUUCUCAAUAUCACACUGAAAAGUAUUGGCCACGAUCCAAUCCGAGAUUUUUGCAAAGCAGAAUUCACGAUAAAAUCUCGCGAAUGCGAAACACUAUUUUUGAAUAAGACAUUUUAUACAGGAUAUACUGAUAUCAAUCAACCGGUAUACCGUUUUGAUAAACGUCGACUAAUUCUAAUUUUCUGCAUAAACAAGUCAGCUUGAAACCUAUACAAGCGACAUAGAUAAACUCUCAUACUGUAGUCGAGUCAGUCGAUUAGCUAUUUUUUUAUGUUUAUCAUAUGCAUAAUAUGGACACUGACAAACGAAUUUAUGGUCAGACUUUGUAAAUGAUCAAUAUCACCGACGAGAUACUAUUAUACUAUUAUAUUAUACAAUAGUAUCUUGUCAGUGUCAAUAUAAAACGACUGAAGGGUUUUCAAAUUUCGGCGGGUAGAUGAUGAUCGAUAUCUCGCAGCCCGUUCGUCGUUCGCUUGUCGCUCGCAUCGCCAGCGCACCCAGCGCCACACGGCCACUGACGGCGACUAGCAGCGACUUUGCGAGAUGAGUCGUUCAUAUAAACGCGCGCGCAUAUGAGUCGUGUACUUUAACCUCGCGGACGAACGUUCGAAUUUUCACUUUGCGGUUCUUCGAUGUGGUCGAUACUGAUCGACUAUCGGUUUCUGAUCCAUCUCUGGACAGAUUUCUUUGAUCUCCGAUCUUCGAUAAUUGCCUUGCGGUUGUACGUACGAAAUGGAGCGAGAAAGCGAGAAGAAACGAUUCGGACGACGCCAUCUUCGCUCGUCCUUUUUUUCAAUGAAACGUCACGUCUGGUCGGAGCGCGCAAACCACGACCGAAGACCGAAACCGAGGAGGCGAGAGUUGUUCGCGUAGUCACUAGUCAGUGUAUAUGUGACGGCGGGGGGCAAACGUCACGGAAAGGACCGUACGAUUUGGGAGUGGGCAUUACGGAUCGCCACCGGUGGCGUCGUCCAGUCGAACAAUACGAAGUUAUAUACUUAAUUCGUGCGCGCCCCAUCGUAUGUGAUUAAAGUGGCUAAAUGUAUUUGCAUCCAAGAUCUAGCCCCGAGAAUCCGUCGCCGUCGAGAGACGGGCUCGAAGAGGAGUCGUUUGUCGUCCAGUGCCCAUGUAAAAUCACUCACUAGACUGCUUUCUCCCCCGCUCCUCCGUGAUAUAUAGUUGGUUAGUUUCGUUCGUGUGUCGUUUUAUUAGUGUUGUGUGGCCCUCUUGUUUCACACGUAUCACACACACACACACACACACAAACACACACACACACACACACACACACACACACUCUCUCUCUCUCUCUCUCUCUCUCUCUCUCUCUCUUUCUCGCUUUCUCUCCUCCCCUCCCCUUUUCUCAUUUUCCUUUAGUCUCUUCACUGACCACGCUCCCUUCUCUUUCUGGGCUCUCUCUACUUCCUCCAUCCCUCCUUUUAAGAAAGCGAUUGUAUUCGGAUGCAUAUUUUGUUGGUUAUGUUUCCUGUUACGUCGCUUUGUACGUAGUCAUAACACACAGCCGUAUGUACACGCGUAUUUACGCAUCUGCACAUCUGGCUGCGAGAAAAAAAGAGAGUGAUAGAGAUAGAGAGAAAGAGAGAGAGAGAAGCAAAGAAGAAACUGUUCUGUAAAUGACAUAGUAGUGUGUGUACGUAUAAAGUAAAAUGCAUAAAUUAAGACUACCUGUCAAGGUCGAAUUGCCCAGUGCUUUAACAAGGAUGGUAUUGGAUCCCAAGGCCACUAGCUUGCACAACGAUUACGGAAGUUUCGAUCGACCGUUGGGCGCCGGGGAGGACCACGAGAGAGACGUCGAGGCGGCCGUUGAUGGAAGCAGCAGUGGGAUGGCGCAGUCCAGCGAUGUUUAUCAACGGCAACCGCUAUUGCCUGGCGCGCCGCUGUCCAAGAGCAAGGACAAGUGGUCCGGAGUGGCCUCGGGCUCAGACUACUACGAGGAUGACGAGGAUGAGAAGGAUAUCGAAAGCCUGGGAAGACACCCCGGGAUACCGAACGGCUCCGGUAGCGGCAUCGUCAAGAUCGACAUACCGGCGCCGCUUCGCGAGGAGCCACGUUUCCCCAAGGAAAAAUGGAAAACUUUUCUCGCGUUUCUAUUUAUGGUCGUAAACUUCAUACUGACGACGGCUUCCCUUGCGAUGGUACACGAGCGCGUUCCAGAUAGAAACACGUACGGAUCGCUUCCCGACGUGAUACUGGACAAUGUCACCGCUCAAGAUUGGGCGCUUAAUGUUUCGGAAAUCCUAAUUAUGAUCAUGUCCAAUUCCGCGAUGGUUUUUAUUAUUUUUCAUAAACAUAGAUUCAUAGUAGCUAGACGAAUAUUUCUGCUUAUGGGCUUGCUCUACAUGAUGAGGAGUAUCACGAUGUACGUGACAGUGUUACCGAUCGCUAGUAAAACUUACUAUUGCAGCCCAAAGGCGAAUAAUACCAGUCCGCUUCUCGUAACGAAGAGGGUCCUCCAGCUCAUCUCCGGCUUUGGUUUAUCCAUUAAUGGCAAACAUACUUAUUGCGGAGAUUACAUUUACAGUGGGCAUACGGUUGUGCUUGUACUCAGUUACCUGAUCAUUAAGGAAUAUUCUCCGAGGAGAUGUCAACCGAUCCAUUGGUUAGCUGGCCUGGCGGUACUCGUCGGGGUAAUUAUGGUGUUGGUAGCUCAUGGUCACUAUACAGUGGAUGUACUUAUAGCUUACUAUGUUACUACGCGCUUGUGGUAUAUUUAUCACACGCUAGCCAACAACCCAAAUCUCAAGCAAUUCGGACCAAACAACUUUUUGGCCCGGCUCUGGUGGUUUUCCAUUUUCAAAUAUUUUGAGAAGAAUGUAGGCGGCACAGUGCCACGACAAUAUGACUGGCCUCUACCCUGGCCUCGACGAUUUCUUGCCAAGCAUCCUAAUCGAGAUAGUUAAUACUUGUUUUGAUUUCAUGAUAGAGACUGUUAAAAAAUAAAGAAAUUACUUUUAUUGUAAA